AUGGAAGGACCGAACAAGAAGAAACAGCGACGCGGCGAGUGGUCCGUAGCGGACGAGCAACAACCAUCUUCACACGAGGUGGUGGGCAGUAACUCCGACGCUCUGUGGAGGCAGGCCCUUCGGCCGUUCUUGCGUCGCUGGCCCGUGGACCACCAGCACCUGGAGGGAGUUGGGUGGAAGGCCAAGCUCAAGAGGCACAUGGAGCUCUACUGGCGCACCACGCCUCCCGGCCCGUCCGACAUUUCCAGAAUCAGUCCCGAGUUGCUCGGCCUCGGAGCGCCCUGCAUUCGGCUGCACCCGCGCCGCAUCGGCCAGCACUCUCUGCGUGAAGAGGACGGCACAGUUGCGCCGCGGAAAGAUGCGUCGAAGUGGGCCGGCGAGUUCCUGUGGCCGUCCAACGAGCCUUGGCCCAAGUGCGAGCAGUUCUACAAAGACCACGACGCAGACGACGACGAUGAAACGUGUGGCGUCGCCGUUCCCGUGCUGCAGCUACGUAAGGACGACCUGGCGGGCGUCGUGACGUUUCCAGAGGGGAAGGACCUGUUCCAGCUGCUCUGGUGCCCCACCAUACACGACGACAGCUACACCGUGCGCAUCGUCCACUAUUGGCACAUCUUGCGGUCAGCCAUGGACGAAGAUGAAGAUUGGAGCAUCUACUCGGCCGCUCCAGGGCUCAAGGUGGGCGGCUUCGUUGACUACAUCCAGUCAACGUGGGGCAGGAACCCACACUGUUGCGGUGAGCCAAUGCAGCACUUGCUCCACAUCCCCAGCUGGGAGCGCGGCUCUGGCCUCCCACGGUGGCUGCCGUUGCCCGACCGGGCAAGAUUUUUGGCGGAGGAAGACAAGUUUGGCGAUGAGAGCUCCGUGAUCGUAACUCCCCUCAAGAUCAUGCUUGGAGAUGGCUGCGGCAAUAUUGAUUGGCUUUACCAGACCAGCUAG
Molecule: messenger RNA, 939 nt
Organism: Acanthamoeba castellanii str. Neff
Lineage: Eukaryota; Discosea; Longamoebia; Acanthamoebidae
Exons: 10
Coding region: 1-939 (312 amino acids)
Source: RefSeq, a predicted model, not a curated record